Fraxinus pennsylvanica is the source of this 1707-nucleotide messenger RNA. Lineage: Eukaryota; Viridiplantae; Streptophyta; Magnoliopsida; Lamiales; Oleaceae. The record is from the annotation of a GenBank genome assembly.
AUGUCAACAAUAACGAUCACGAGAAGUACCAAGUGGCACCCAACACCACCGCCACCACCGAGCCCCAAAAUCCUCAACCUCCCUCACAGCCGCAGAACCCGCCGGAAACAGCACAAAACCACCACCAAAAACUACCCAUUUGGUUUGCACCAAAAGUAUUACACUUACAAAGGAAAGCUUGAAUCCCUGUUCGAUCAAGAAAAUGGUUUUGAGCCCCCCAUAGUGUUGUUGAACUCAAACUUAAACUCAAUGUCAUCAUCGGGCGGUGAAAGAAGAGAGAGAGUUGAAGAAAAAGAAGAGUGUGGAGGAGGUGGUGGGUUUGAGGAGGAGAAAUGGAGGUUUCAAGCAGAAAUUUUAAGGGCUGAGUGUAAUUUUCUUAGAAUGGAAAGAGAAUUUGCUUUGAAGAAAUUGGAAAGGAACAGAGUUAAAAUGGAGAGGACUCUCAGAUCAGCUGUUCAAACCCUUGUUUCUGGAAGAAAUAAGAUUUUUGAAGGGAAGAGUGUGAGUGCAGUGUUGGAGGAAGAGAUUGAAGAUUUAGCAGAAAAGCUAGAGGAGUUAACAAAGAGUUUCACAGCUAAAGGCCGUGAGUUUCGAAAUUGUAGUAAUUUCGAUAAGAAAGCGUGUGUAUUACAGCGCCGGUUAGAGAAGCUUGGAGGGUUAUUGGAUGAUAAUUCUGCGAAGGAGUCGCAGGAACUAACUGAAACAAGCUCCUCCAUCACUACAUGUCACAAUAUAGUUCAAGAGAGCUCUGCUUUAAGUCAGAUAAGCAAAAAUAAGUCCACCAAUGGGGAUGAGCUGAGAAGAAAUAUGGAGGGACUGUCAAAAGAUGGUGAUGAGGAAGAUUUUGGAUCACUUCUUUCUAGUACUGCCAAUAGUUCUGUUGCCAGUUCUGCUUCCACUUCCACUUCCAAAAGAGUCGAUCAGGGUCCUGAUCAGGAAUCAAUGUUACACGAGAACAAAUGCUCUGGACGUUGCAAGGCCAUUGUGCGGAAGAUUGUAGACCAGGUGAGAGCCGAGACGGAGCAAUGGUCCCAAAUGCAAGAAAUGUUGAGGAAGGUGAGGGGAGAAAUGGAAGAACUGCAGGCAUCACGUGAUUGCUGGGAAAAUCGAGCUAACAAUUCAGAAUAUGAAAUUCAAUCCCUAAAACAAACCGUGGAAGACUGGAGAGAAAAAGCUCUCAGUUUUGAAUACAAGGCCAACGGACUACAAACUGAAAUAUCUGCACUUAAGGAAGAGCUUCGGGAGUCAAAAACAGAACCAAACUCAAGAGAAAAUAAGGAGAUAAUAUCAGUUCCAGAUGAAAAGGAAAAUCUCCUGCCAGUUUGUUCCGUGAAGAAAAACCAUCGUAUGGAGGAUAACGGUUGUAUGAGGAAGAAUUCCAAGGAAGAGUCUAAUGUAGAACGAAAAGAUGAGUUAAUGAUAACCAAGGAUUUCCCUCAGAUUUCUUUGGGCAAACAACUUGCAAGGGAGAAGCGCAUGCUUCUUCGUCAGUUGAGGGAAAAUCGUUGUGCAAAUAACAAAGGCAGCAAAGAGGAGCUUGAUGGAAGAAGAAAAGCACAAACACACGCAAAUGUACAUGUGGCACCUAAGCAGUCGCCAUUGCGGGAUAUUGGCAAUAUUUCACCAUUGGUGAGGCAAUAUAGCAAAGCAAUUUUCCCUUUGCAAAGCCCUGAGAAUUGCAGAAUGAAAGAAAGCUUUAGAAGAUGA